Phytophthora sojae is the source of this 2946-nucleotide messenger RNA. RefSeq lists its product as hypothetical. Gene Ontology annotation, molecular function: ATP hydrolysis activity; ATP binding. The transcript has a single exon. The record is from RefSeq and is a predicted model, not a curated record. NCBI's taxonomy places the organism in Eukaryota, Oomycota, Peronosporomycetes, Peronosporales, Peronosporaceae. Bases 31 to 1758 code for a protein of 575 amino acids.
GGCCCCGACCCUGCCUGACCCUGCUCCGCGAUGCGCUCCUCGCUGCUAGCGGCGCUGGCGGCGGCUCUGCUGCCGUGGGGCUCCGUCGCCUCCUCGUCUUCCUCGUCGCUCUCCUCCUCCGCCACCGCCAGCAGCGGCACGCCCUGCGAUCCGCACUACGAGCGGCGCAACGCCACCACGGGCCGCUGCGACUGCCGCGAGGGCUUCAGCGGCUUCGGCUGCCGCAUGUGCACGGCCAGCGGCGCGCUGGACGCCGCGGCCUCCGACGUGUGCGGCGCCGCCUUCGGGCCCGACUACUCGUGCGUCACGGGGCUCCGCUACGACGCGCACGCGACGCUCAAGACGUACGGCUGCUCGCUGUCCUCGGACCUGCAGGCGCUCUUCCCGGACGGCGCGAUGGACGUGCGCUGCGACCGCGACGCGCAGGGCGUGGCCAACUGCACGGCCGCCGUGUUCAAGGCCAAGGAGACGGUGAACAGCGUGCACGUCAUUGACUGCAACAUCACGCAGUGCGCCUUCGCCUCGGGCGACGCCGACGGCCAGUGCGCGCAGAUCGACUGCAAGUGCGGCCCGCAGUGCUCGGCCAUGACCAAGGCGCUCGUGGAGAGCACGCUGAGCGGCAAGCCCGCCAAGAUCGAGGUCACCAACGCGACGCAGCUGGCCAUCGUCAUCGAGGGCUCACCCAUCCCGCUGUCGGCCACGUGCACGGCGUCGGCGUGCGAGCGCACUGGGGGAGGCAGCAGUAGCGCCUCGGGGAGCGGCAGCUCCGGCGGAGGCUCCGGGGGGAUCAGCGGCCUGUGGGUCGCCAUUGUCGCGUGCGCAGCUGUGGCGGCGACGCUGCUGCUGUGCGGAUGCGCGUGCUCCUGCUGCCUGACUGCGAGCAUCCGCCGCGGCCAGAAGGAGGACGUGGAGACGGAGAUCCUCAAGUUCACGUCGCGAUCGGCAAAUGUGCUCGAGUUCCGUCAUCUGAGCUGCUACGCGGACAGUAGCGGGGAGUCGUCGACGACGACGGCUGGCGAUGAGCCCAAGCGCAUUCUGCACAAGAUUUCGGGCAGCGUAUCGCGCGGCCAGGUGCUCGGUCUGCUGGGCCCGAGUGGCUCGGGCAAAACGACGCUGUUGAACGCCCUGGCAGCGGUGGAGAACGGCCGGUCGCAGUUCGCUGGCGAGAUCUUGCUGGAUGGCAAGCAGCUACCGAAGGAAUACCGCCGGAUUGCUGCCUACGUGCAGCAGGACGACUCGUUGUACUCGACGCUCACUGUGCGCGAGUGUAUUUCGUACUCGGCCCAGCUCCGUCUUCCUCCGACACUGUCGGAUCGAGUGAAGAAUGCGAUGGUGGAUCGUGUCAUCGCAGAACUCAACCUUACUCACGUCGCGAACUCGCGCAUUGGCUCGGUCGGAGGAAGCAGUGGACGACGCGGUGUGUCUGGCGGUGAGAGGAGACGCGUGAGCAUCGGCAUGGAGCUUGUAACAUCGCCGCAGAUCCUUAUUCUGGACGAGCCCACGUCUGGGCUCGACAGCUCUUCAGCUCACUCGGUAGUGCAGCUCGUGAAGGAUCUGGCAGGUCACGGGCGGAUCGUCGUGCUUAGCAUUCAUCAGCCCAGCGCGCGCUCUUUCGUGUUACUCGACAAAAUCAUGCUGCUUGGAAAGGGGAAACUGCUGUAUAGUGGGGCUCCUGCUGAAUCCAAGAGUUACUUCCAAGAUCUGGGUUUCAAGUGUCCAGAGGUAUGUAUUGGUGUUGUAUUUCCCUCCGAGCGUUGAUGUUCACGUUAGAUUAUCUAACUGCGGGGAUGUCGUACGUGUGUCUACAGCACGAGAACAUAGCGGACUUCAUUCUAGACAUCGCGUCUGACAAAAACAACAUCCCAAUGAUCCGGUCACACAUGAAGCGUGAACCUUCUCCCCUCUCUUCAAAACCUGCACCAAUGGCGUCAAGUUCGCGGAUUCGAUUGCAAAACAUCACCCCGCUAUUCACCAUCGGCAGCCCGACGCCGAGGGCGGAGUCUUCACCGUUCAUGAAGGAGGAGGUGUCUCUUGACACGCCGCGCAUGGACAACAUGUUAGCGUCGCCGGUGAGUGCAGGGACACCCAAGGAGCCGAGCACGUUGGGGAUACCAACUACGCCUGGCACGCCACGCAGCCCACCACCGCUUUUUAUGGCUGAGACCGAGACCUCUCCCCGAUCGAUGCUCAUUGAGAUUCGAGUACUCUUUGUGCGAACGGCGCAGAACAUCCUCCGUCACCGAUCGCUGCUUGUUCUGCACAUUGCGCUGAGCUUGUCGCUGGCUUUGUUUGGCGGGCUGAUCUUCAACCACGUGACCAACGACCUCGCUGGGUUCCAGAACCGCAUGGGCGCAUUUUACUUCAUCCUGACUUUCUUUGGAUUCGCGAGCAUGAGCUCCAUGGACCUGUUCAUUGGCGAGCGACCCAUUUUCCUUCGCGAGACCGGGGCUAUGUAUUAUGGGGCGUUCAGCUACUUCCUUGCCAAGGCCACCCUGGACACGAUGUUGUUGCGGGUGCUACCUGCUUCGCUCUUUGCGAGCAUCUUCUACUGGAUCAUGGGACUGCAAGCCAAAACGGAGCGGUUCCUAUUGUUCUCGCUCACGUUGGUGCUCUUCAACGUGGCGGCCGGUGCUAUUUGCCUCCUGGUUGGCGUGCUUUCAAGACGUGUUGGGCCCGCAAACCUCGGAGCGACCGUUGUUCUGCUAGUCAUGCUGCUGUUUGGCGGGUUCCUUCUCAACUCGCAGACCAUGCCAACGUCUGUGGGGUGGCUCAAGCACCUAUCAAUCUUCAGCUACGCGUUCGAAAUCCUCAUGACCAACGAGCUGAAAGGCUUGAUUUUGAAGUUCGACGCUCCCGGAUACCCGGCAGUUCCUGUCUACGGUGAGGUAUACCUCAAGACUCUCGGCAUGGACUAUGCCAACCGGUAUUACGACGUUACCGCGCUCG